AUGGGCUUCGUUUAUGGCCAAUGUGUGGCCAGUUGUUGUAUGAUGACAGGCGCUAGAGGUGUACUGAUAAAAUCUGGCAAUGUAAAAAAGGUCGCUGAUGCUAUUGACAAGUAUAAGGUGAGUUUAUCCAGAGUUUUUAAAAUAUUUUUUAUCUUACAAAGCCCUUAGAUAAUAUACUUAAAAGAGAGCCUGGCCCCGGCUCAGCCCACUAAAGCCCGGCCCCUUUACAAUUCUAAUAGAGAAAACAAUACUAGAUACUGAACUCUCAAAAAGUUAAACAACCAUACUCAAAGGUACCUAUUGAAGGGUCUCUGUACUUCGUGUCACCGAUGAUGCUGAUCGACCUACUACGCCACAAAAAAAAAGAAUCCAGACAGUUUAAAAAGCUUAAAAGUAAUACUAGCGGGUGGAGGACCAGUAAAAAAACAAGUAGCUGCAGCUGUCAAAGAAUACUUUAACUAUGUUCCGUACGUGGGUCAGUUUUACGGUACAACCGAAACCUUGUGUAUCGCUGCGCAUGAUGCUAAAGACAACAAUCCUUCAUCGUCCGUUGGGAAACUGAUGCCAAAUGUCGAAGUUAAGGUAAGGAAUAAUAUAUUACCAGACCAACGGAGGCCCUGAGGGCCUCCUAUGGUCUGGAUAUCUUAGUUUUGUUUUAGUAUAAAAUUAUUUUAUAAUAACUUGAAAUGUUAGAAUCUGUAAAAAAAGGCUCGGGCCUGCGGCCCUCGCGCGUCUUUAAUUUUAACUUUAAAAUGUAAUGUUUUUGUUUUUAUAACUUUCUGCUAAUGCAGCAUGAAUUCUGAAACUACUUUGAGUAUGAGUGAUUUGCUUAUUUUUAUUCUUGAAAACAAACAUUUUAUAAAAUUACUUUUUUUGUAAACCGGUUGUUUUUUUGAAUUUAAUUAUUAAUUUUAAUUUACCUUACCCAUAUCAAUUCCAAUACCUUUUUUUAUAUACCCCUACCCCUAGUCUUACCCACACCCCUACCCAACCCCAUAUUUUUACCCCUACCUCUACUUUUUAACAUAAAAUUGAUAUAUUUAAAAAAUUAAACCCAUAAUAUUUAGUAUCAUACUCAAAAUAGAAUCAGAAAACAUACCUACAUCUUCGUUUGCCAUCGUAUCUUCAUCAAAAUAGUUGAAACUCGACCGCUCUCUUCGAAAAAAUUCAUGGGACUGACCGGUUUCUUUUUUUUAAAUUUCAUAAAAUUUUUUAUUUUAAAUUGAUUUUCCCAUAAACUUGCAUGUAAAAAAAUAAUUUUAAAGUGUACUUUUCUUUGGCCCGCAACAUCCACCGACUCUCCGUUUAUAUACGGGGAUAGAUAAUGAAAAUAAAGAAAAGCCAAAUUAAGUAUAACCAACGUAACAUUUCAGUCCUUGUACAAGUACAAAAAAAUAGUACUAAUGUUCUAUAAAUGAUGUCCUAAACGUAUACAAAACAAUGUACCAAAGGUAUAAACAGCCAUGUUAACCCUCAAAAUUCCAGAUAAACUCAGAAACCAAUGCUGAGCUAGGAAUAAACGAAAUCGGUGAUAUACAAAUCAAAGUUCCAAGUUGUUCUCCCGGAUAUAUCAACAACCCAGAAGCUAACAAAGACUUAUACACUUCAGACGGAUUCCUUGAUAUCGGAGAUGUCGGCUACAUUGAUGCGAAAGGCUUCUUAUACCUGGUCGACCGUAAAAAAGAGAUGCUCAAAGUUGGUGGACGUCAAGCUUCACCUUCUGAACUCGAAGACAUUCUCAUGACACAUCCUUUGGUUCAGGAUUGUGCCAUUGUUGGUAUGCCUGAUCCAUUGACUGAUCAGAGAAUUACUGGCUUUGUUGUUAGAAGAGAUCAUAGUUUGACUGAAGAAGAGUGCUUAACGUUGGUUAAUUGUAAGUUAUACGAAAGGUUUGGUAUGCCAUAUGAAAGCUAUAAGAAAUACGGCAUUCGUAAAGAAAACAAACCAAUAAACCAGUAUAAAGAUAGAUGAUUAAUCAAAGAAAUUUUCAGCCAAAGUAAGCGAGUUCAAACAAAUCACUGGUGGAAUCCACUUUAUGGACGCCAUUCCUCGAAAUCCAAAUGGCAAAAUUAUGAGACGAAAAAUUAAGGAAAACUUUAAUGAAAUUGCCACUAAAUAA
Bursaphelenchus okinawaensis is the source of this 2119-nucleotide messenger RNA. The record is from the annotation of a GenBank genome assembly. Lineage: Eukaryota; Metazoa; Nematoda; Chromadorea; Rhabditida; Aphelenchoididae.